Python bivittatus (Burmese python) is the source of this 7661-nucleotide messenger RNA. NCBI's taxonomy places the organism in Eukaryota, Metazoa, Chordata, Lepidosauria, Squamata, Pythonidae. The record is from RefSeq and is a predicted model, not a curated record.
AGAUGCUGCUGUUCUCCGUGCUCCGACUCCCAAGAUGAGCAGCGAGAAGGCAGGCUUGCUGGUGCUGCUCCUGGCCCUGGAGGGCCUCGCCAUGACCGGAGCCGCCAGGCAGCAUCUCAGGGCACAUCCACUCUCAGGUGCGGAGACCUCAUGGAAGCCCCGGGCUGCAGAUUAUGUCUUCAGCUCCUGCGACUUUGAUAGCGCCGACCGCCCCUUCUGCGACUGGACCCAGCCCCAGGACAGCCAUGGCAGCCUGUGGCUCCGAGAGCUCGGGCAGAAGCCUGGGAACAGCCCUGGCCCCCCCGAAGGAGACAUCGUACGGAGAGAGUAUUACAUCCACCCAGGAGACGGAGGGUCUGCGCGGUUGGAGAGCCCGGAUCUGGACCCGGCCGGGGCAGAGGUCUGCGUGCGAUUCCUCUAUUAUUUGUACUCCAACACCUGGAAAAGCCAGCUGGCGGUGGAGGUCCAGGAUGCUUCGGGCAACGCCGCCCCCUUGUGGACCCGGAAUGAAUCGCAGAGCUCCUCCUGGCUGAGCGGGGCUGUGACCGUUCCCGCCCAGGCUCAGCGCCCCUUCAAGGUUGUUUUCAGAGCCACGCAGGCCAAGGGACCAGACAUUGAAGUGGCUGUGGACUCCAUCUCAGUCCAGCUCGGCCCUUGUUCACCCUGCGUGACCAAAUGCGACUUCGAUGUUCCGGAGGACCUGUGUGGAUGGAACAACCAACAGGAGGGGGAUAUGAUUUGGGAGCAGUGGAGUGGUCCUACGGACGAGGCUGGCGUGGGGCCGGCGGAUGACUUCUCCAAGCCUGGAUUCGGCUCCUACAUGUUGCUCAAUUAUUACAACGGGGACGGAGGGAGUGGUGGAACCGCCUUUCUGAAGAGCCCCACUUUCAGUGCGCCGGGCAGAUGCCUCUCCCUUAGCUUCUACUACACUCUCCAUGGCAUCUCCGACGGAACGGCCCUGAAGGUCUACGCAGCUGCCCCAGGGGGAGAACUGGGGGUCCCGUUGCUGACUCUCAGAGGGGAGCAUGGUCCUCACUGGAGGCAGGAAACAGCUAACUAUACCGGGAGGGAGAACAUCCAGUUUGUCUUCGAAGGCACCCUUGCAAGGAAAACGGGCCUGGCAGUGGACAGCGUGGCGAUUUCUCCCUGUGAAGAGACUUUUGCCGCCUGCGACUUCAACGACAACACAGACCCUUUCUGUGGCUGGAGUGAGCCUGCGGAUAACAAUGUCCCCUGGAUACGGACAAACGAAAGCACCCCCACCGAAGAGACCGGCCCCCCUGGCGAUUAUCCCCACGGUGAGGGGUACUACAUCUUCGUGGAAGCUGGCUUCAUGAAGCCGGGCCAGUCCGUGCGCCUCUCCAGCCAGCCGUUCUGCGUGAACCAGGAGGCCUGCAUUGAAUUCUACUACCACAUGUACAGCCCGGUAGUAGUCGAGACCGAUCUCCGGGUCCUGCUGGAGGGCCCUUCAGGAACGGCUGUUCUUCUCUGGAGCCGUACGGGGACUCAGAGUUCCAGCUGGCUCUUUGGAUCGGUGACGGUGCCGUAUGGCAGGGCGCAGCCAAGCACGGUCACUUUCGAAGUUGUCAGAAGAAGCAAUCCCUACUUGGACGUGGCGUUGGACAACAUUUCAGUGCGCAGGGGCCGAUGUGCAGCGCCCCCAGCAACUCCUGUGCCUCCGAGUGCCUCCUCAACAGCUUCAUCAACCACUGGGGGACCGGUCGUGACUGGGCCACCCGAACAACCUACCGUCUCUCGGCCCACAACGGUCACCUCUUCCAGCCCCACAACGUCCAGUGCGUCCACCACCACCAAACCCACUGUCACCAAACCCCAUCCAACAACACUGAACUCCACAGAGGCCACAACUACUAUCAUACCCCAUAGCAGUGCCAGCCCUGGGCAAGGGAACCAAACCACCCCUGGGCUCCCCAGCAGCAGCCAAACACCAAGCCUUGACACCUCUAUCUCCACCGAGAGCAACACUGUUGCGUGCCCCCCAUGGCCUUCCAGCACUAGCCAGACCAGUCCCCCCAGCCCUGUCACCACCUCUGUGAGCACCACUACAUCAGUUAGCACCACCAGCCAAGGGACUGUUGUCCCCACCUAUCCGUCCAGCCCUACAGUUCCUCCCAGCAGCACCACCAUUGGCACCGCUGCCGGUGGAGGUGACCUGAGUCCAACCACACCUACAUCUGCCUCUUCCACAGUUCCUCCCAGCAGCACCACCAUCGCCGUCGGUGGAGGUGACCCGAGCCCAACCACGCCUACAUCUGCCUCUUCCACAGUUCCUCCCAGCAGCACCACCACCAGCGCCGUCGGUGGAGGUGACCCGAGCCCAACCACGCCUACAUCUGCCUCUUCCACAGUUCCUCCCAGCAGCACCACCACCAGCGCCGUCGGUGGAGGUGACCCGAGCCCAACCACGCCUACAUCUGCCUCUUCCACAGUUCCUCCCAGCAGCACCACCACCAGCGCCGUCGGUGGAGGUGACCCGAGCCCAACCACGCCUACAUCUGCCUCUUCCACAGUUCCUCCCAGCAGCACCACCACCAGCGCCGUCGGUGGAGGUGACCCGAGCCCAACCACGCCUACAUCUGCCUCUUCCACAGUUCCUCCCAGCAGCACCACCACCAGCGCCGUCGGUGGAGGUGACCCGAGCCCAACCACGCCUACAUCUGCCUCUUCCACAGUUCCUCCCAGCAGCACCACCACCACCAUUGCAGUUGGUGGAGGUGACCCGAGCCCAACCAGACCUACAUCUGCCUCUUCCACAGUUCCUCCCAGCAGCACCACCACCACCAUUGCAGUUGGUGGAGGUGACCCGAGCCCAACCACGCCUACAUCUGCCUCUUCCACAGUUCCUCCCAGCACCACCACCAUCGCCGUCGGUGGAGGUGACCCGAGCCCAACCACGCCUACAUCUGCCUCUUCCACCAGCAUAACUGGCCACGAUAGUAGCACCACUACAACUCCUGUCAGCUCUACUGCUCCCUCAUCCAGACCCCCCCCAGACCUCUCCAGCAGUGUGCACCCCAGCAGCCCCGCCACAGCUACCGUUCCAACCAUCCCUGUCCCCACCAGAACAGCCUCUACCCCCAAACCCACACCUACAUUGCAAUCUACCAGUGGCAUCUCCAGUCCGAGUACGCCACCUACCCCCAGCCCUACCCUCACCAGCUCUACCAGCUCUAAGAGUCCCCAGACCUCAGGUCCCACCACCACACAGUCCCUGCCCACUGAUCACGUUGGUACCCCCAAACCCACAACGAAGAGACCAGACCCUGACCGGACCACUCCUGAACAACCUCCAGAUCGGGCGCAGUGCGUAGUUUCUGGAGAUCCCCAUUAUACAACGUACGAUGGUCGCCUCUUCCAUUUCAUGGGUAACUGCACCUACCUGCUUACUGCGGUCUGCAAUGCCACGCCUGGCCAGCCCACCUUCCAGGUCCAGACAACCAACGAACACCGCGGGGGCAACACCCAGGUUUCCUACCUCAAGUCGGUCAGCAUAGCUGUCCACGGGACCCAGAUUGUGCUGCUGAAGGGGCGGAAAGUCACUGUGGAUGGAAAACGAGUGACCUUGCCUGUCUCUGUGGCCUCGGGGCUGGUGUCCGUGCGCCGGAGUGGCACUUUCGUUCUGGUCCAAGCGGAUUUCGGUCUCUUGGUGAGAUUUGAUGGGAACCACCACGCCGAAGUCUCUGUCCCAUCGUCCUAUUUUGGGAAGCUGUGCGGCCUUUGUGGGAACUUCAAUGGACAAGCCGCAGAUGACAACCUCAUGCCCAACGGGACCUCAGCGGGGACAGAUCCCAACCAACUUGGGGAGAGCUGGCAGGUGCCCAACGUAGGAGAUGCCAGCUGCACUAACUCCGGGGACCCUGGAGAAUGCGAUCCGGACGUUGCGGCUGAAGCUCAGGGACCCUCCAGCUGUGGGAUUCUCACAGAUCCCCAAGGCCCAUUUGCCCCAUGCCACGACAAGGUGCCUCCGCAGGGGGCGUUCCAGAGCUGCUUCUACGAUCUCUGUGGCACUGGAGGAGACACAGAGUUACUGUGCUCCUCCCUACAGUCCUACGCCGACCGCUGCGCCCAAGCCGGGGUCACCAUCGUCUGGAGGAACAGCACUUUCUGCCCCCUGAACUGUCCUCCCGGAAGCUCCUACACGCCCUGUGGGUCAGCCUGCCCGGCAACCUGCACGGAUCCAGAAUCCCAAGACAGCUGCCCUGACCUGCCCUGUGUGGAGGGCUGCGUUUGCGACCAGGGCUCUGUCCUCAGUGGAGACCAGUGUGUCCCACUCAGCCAAUGCGGCUGCACGGAUUCCAACGGGCACUACCAUGUGGCCGGUGACAGCUGGAUGGGAAACCUGGACUGUACCGAACGCUGUACUUGUGCUGCUGGCAACCAGAUCACCUGCGAGGAAUGGAGCUGUACCCCUGUCCAGGAGUGCCGGCCCGUGGAUGGCCUGCUGGGCUGCCAAGACAUAGGGGUGGCCACGUGCCACGUGGCUGGAGAUCCCCACUACUACACCUUUGAUGGCAAGAUGGUCUCCUUCAUGGGCACCUGCACCUACACCCUGGUGUCCCUGUGCCAGCACGACCCUCGCCUCCCAGCCUUCAACAUCACGGCCAAGAACGAGGAGCGUGGGCAGCCAGAGGCCUCCUACCUGCGCCUCGUGACGGUCCAGUUAAAGGGAGUUACCAUCACCCUGCAGAAGAGCCGGCGAGUGCUGAUUGAUGGCCAGCGCGUGCGAACACCCGUGGAGGGCCGCAUCCCCGGGGUCUCCAUCACUUCCAGGGGGAUCUAUGUAGUCCUGGAGACCAAUUUUGGGCUGAUGGUGAAGUUUGAUGGGAACCAUCACUUGGAGAUUCAGCUGCCUGGAAUGUAUUUUGGGAAGGUUUGUGGCAUGUGCGGUAACUUCAAUAACCAGAGCGCAGAUGACUAUCUGAUGCCGAAUGGGAACUUGGCUGCCAACGACACCCAGUUUGGGAAUAGUUGGAAAGCCCCCGGUGAUGCUGAUCCAGGCUGUCAGCCAGACGACCGUCUGGACUUGCACCCCAACUGCUCCCACCAAGAACUGGAGCGCCUUCACGUCUUGUGCCUGGAGAUCAUGGAGCCCAAGUACCAGUCUUGCCACUCCGUCAUCGACCCCAAGCUUUUCUUCCAGAACUGUCUUUAUGACAUGUGCGAGUACCAGGGAAUGACCUCUGUCCUCUGCGAUAACAUCCAAGCCUACGUGGAAGCGUGCAAAAGUCAAGGCGUGACCAACAUCUCCUGGAGAAACAGUACCUUCUGCCCUCUGCCGUGCCCUCCAAACAGCCACUACACCGAAUGCGCGCCUCCCUGCCCCUCCACGUGCUCCGACCUCUAUGCCCCCACCAACUGCCGUCACCCCACACCCUGCGUGGAGGGCUGUGCGUGUGACCGGGGCUACGUGCUCAGCGACUACACUUGCGUCCCAAUGCACAAGUGUGGAUGCCUGGACUCCGAACAGGAAUACCAUGAGUCUGGAGACACCUGGGUGACCAAUGACUGCCUGAAACGCUGCACCUGCCUGGGCGGGGGGGAGAUCAAGUGCCAGCCCUUCCAGUGCCUGCCAGGAUCCCAGUGCUCCAUUAGCACCGAGGGGCUGCGCUACUGCCGGCCGACCACCUUCCACCAGUGUGUGAUCUCGGGGGACCCCCACUACCGCACCUUCGACAAUUUUGUCCACCACUUCCAAGGGCGGUGCACCUACACCUUGACCCGCACGCUGGGCCGAGUGCCAGAGGCGCUGGAGCCCCUCUCGGUGGCGGGCAGGAACUAUCGCCGCUCGGCCCUCCAGCGCUUCUCCUUCCUGCGCGAGGUCUACAUCGAGGUGUUCGGCUACCGCAUCACCCUGAUGCAAGGGCGCAAGUUGGCGGUCAACGGUGUGAUGGUCACUCCUCCCUACUCCCCCCGGGACGGGCUCCAGAUCACCCAGAGGGGCCGCAGCCUGUUUGUGGAGACCAACUUUGGCUUCUCGGCCUCCUUUGAUGGGAAGAACGCUGCUGAGAUCGCCUUGCCCAGCACGUACCAGCAGCGCGUGGGGGGCCUCUGCGGGAAUUACGACGGGCGACGGAACAACGAGUACACGAAGCCAGACGGGACGCUGACCCGGUCGCUCAACGCCUUUGGCAACAGCUGGCAGGUUUCGGCACAGAGGAAGGCCCUGGAGGGAGGUGGCGAGGCCCUCCGCCCCGCCCGCAUCAGGCGUCAGGAGCCUGACGAAGAGCCCGAAUCGGGAUUCGAGGUAGACUGCACUCCAGAGCAGCUGGCCUUCGUGAGCGGGAGCACGGAGGGGCCCCCCGCCGGGCGGCCCCGGUCCCCCCCUGCCGGACCCUUCUCCGCCUGCCACAGCGUCGUGUCACCUGUCCCCUUCCAAGAGAGCUGCGUCUACGACCUGUGCGCGUUGUUCAACGACACGGAGCUGCUGUGCCAAGACUUCACGGCCUAUGCCCAGCUGUGCCAGGAGGAGGGGGUGGACCUGGGGCUGUGGAGGCAGAAGACCGGCUGCUCGAUGGUGUGCCCGGCCCAUACCAGCUACCAGCCCUGCAUGAGCGCCUGCCCUGCGAGCUGCGCCAACCUGGCUGCCUCUUCCGACUGCAAUGCCCCCUGCGUUGAGGGCUGUGCCAGCGCCCCGGGCUACGUCCUCAGCGGGCUGACCAGCGUCCCCUACAAUCAGUGCGGCUGCUCCAGCCACGGCCAGUACUACCAGAUCAACGACACGUUCAUGACAGAGGACUGUUCCCAGCGAUGCACCUGCCAGUUCACGGGGGUCUUGGAGUGCGCGUCAGCAGGAUGCGCCGAAGGGCAGAUCUGCGCAGUGGACAACUACGAGCGCGGCUGCUUCACAGAGAGCCCCUGCCUCAGCAACCCCUGCCAGAACGAGGGGACAUGCCAGCUCACCACUGGGGGGUUCCUCUGCCUCUGCCUCGAGGGCUACGUUGGACUCUUCUGUGAGGACGCCCCGCUGGACGGUUCGUCCCCACCGCCCCCCACCACCCCAUUGCCGGGUGCCAGCAGCACCUUCCCGGCCCUGCCAGAGGCCACCACGACCAAGAAGCCAGAGAUCAAUUUGAUGGCGAUCCUGCUUGGCGUCUUCAUUUCCCUGGCCAUCGUCCUCAUCCUCACGGUGAUCAUCGUCUGCAUCUGUCGGCGCAGAAGGAGGAAGAAGAUGGUGGAAGACCACAGGGCCAUCCUCUCAGCUCCAGGCUCAGAGGAGGUUUUGAACUCUUCCAGCAUCAAGAUGGCCCGCUUGUGAGGUCCGGACCCACUGGAAGAGCCUCUCCCUCUUCUGCAGCCCAAGCAAAGACCAGCCCCACCAGCUUCUCCUCUUCGGCAGGGCAGACUGCCAGAGGUCACAGCAGGGCUCCCCCGCACAAUCCCUGGAGCUGACGUACUUGGGAGGACAAUCAGAGGACCUUAGUCCCCACCCUACCUCACUUCUGCCCAACAACCUGCUCACCGUUGCAUCUACAAGCACAGCUCUGUCCAGGAUCUGUUGGGGGGUCUCUGCCAGCGCCCUCGCCUCCUGCACACCCCCGUCCCAGGGAAGGGCUUCUGUGCAAGUGUCUGGAACACUAAGGAAGCCUCCUAGGGAGGGAGGGAGGGAGGGAGGAAAGGAAUAAAGAGCUCCUUUUCCCGAC